Neocloeon triangulifer is the source of this 1623-nucleotide messenger RNA. RefSeq names its product glucose-induced degradation protein 4 homolog. The transcript has 4 exons. Gene Ontology annotation, cellular component: GID complex; extrinsic component of membrane. The record is from RefSeq and is a predicted model, not a curated record. Gene Ontology annotation, biological process: protein catabolic process in the vacuole; negative regulation of gluconeogenesis; protein targeting to vacuole. NCBI's taxonomy places the organism in Eukaryota, Metazoa, Arthropoda, Insecta, Ephemeroptera, Baetidae. Bases 110 to 721 code for a protein of 203 amino acids.
AGAAAGGGAGGUGUGGUCCGCACUGGUCACUGCGUCGUCAAAUUUGCCUUCAGCAACAAUUUUCUCGAUAGAAUCAAACAUAGAAUUAAUGUUGAUUCGCGCUUGAGUGAUGCCAGUCAAGAUUGACGUCGUUCCGCCGUUGCCUGCAAAUUCUCGGCAACCGGGAAUCGCCGGUUCGCUGCUUUACAAUGGCUCCAAAUUCCAGGGCCACCAGAAGUCCAAGGGCAACAGCUACGAGGUCGAGGUUGUCCUUCAGCACGUUGACGAGGAAAACUCCUACUUAUGCGGUUAUCUCAAGAUCAAGGGCCUCACGGAAGAAUUCCCAACAAUGACCACCUUUUUCGACGGGGAAAUCAUCAGCAGGAAGUACCCAUUUCUGACCAGAAAAUGGGAUGCUGAUGAAGAUGUCGAUAAAAAGCACUGGAGUAAAUUUUCUUCCUUCCUGCAAUAUGCCAAGACUUUCAACUCGGAUAAUUUUGAUUAUGAAGGCCUGAAAGAUACUGAUUAUGUUUUUAUGCGUUGGAAAGAGCACUUCCUUGUCCCUGACCACACCAUUAAGGAUAUCAAUGGAGCCUCGUUUGCUGGCUUUUACUAUAUUUGCUUCCAAAAAUCGACAGCAACCAUCGAGGGCUACUAUUAUCACCGAAGUUCGGAAUGGUUCCAGUCCUUGACCCUAAAGCAUGUUCCCGAGCACAGCAUUCAAAUUUAUGAGUUCAGGUGAAGAUAAAGCGGGGGGCGGGUCUGCUGCCCGCACUGGCCCUCGUGUCACAGCAGAAAGUCUGGUCACCUUCUCUGAUUGCAACAAAACAAGAAAUUUAAAUACCAUAAUAACAUGAUUGGAGCUGUGCUUUAUUUUUUCAUUUUCAAAUGUUGAUCAACACAACGAGAGUUAUGAAAAUUGUUCUUUUAUUUGCAAAACCUUUAUACAUCUUGAUUGAUUGUAAAGUCUUUUUUUAUCAAAACAUCAUUAUUGUUAUGUGUAGACUUAUACAGUUUACACAGAAAAUUAUGUUUUAUCUUUUUGUUAGUUUGACAUUUUUCUGUUCAGCGCAGUUGGUUUGUGCUGCCGGUUGUGUUAAUGACGUUAUCUUGAGUACUUGUAAUUAAAAUAUUUUUGUAAGGUUUCAAAAAUAUCAAUGCAACAUGAGAUUAAAAAUCAGCAUGUUUGGUUAAUGAUUGGCCUACAAAUAUGAAAAGAAUUGAGGUAAUACCAGCAACCUCCUUGCUUUUAAAUGGCCAAAUAUUAUAUUGUACCGCCAAAUGAUAUGAUAUGCGAUCAUUACUGGACACAAUUGGACUGAGUGUUUUGGUGUUGGCAUUUUAAAGGUUAAUGCUUAUUUAUGCUCACUGGUUUAGACUCAUAAUUUUUGUAUGCUUUUAAGCAAAUAAUAUGCCAUUAUAGCCUAAUAAUAAUUGAUCGAUUGGCAAGUUGCUGCAAAAUAUUACCGCAGGUAACAUAAUUAUGUUUCUUUACUUUGGAUUAAUUGAAGAUAUUUUUAUCCCGAUGUCAAGUUAGAACAUGGCGCGUAGUAAAUUGCGUUAAAUAAUGUAUAUGGCAUAUAAAAUUAACUGUUUUGUAAACUCAUUGUACUGGAAUAAAAUGAUAAAGAAAUAGUUAAUUAA